Messenger RNA from Aegilops tauschii subsp. strangulata, 3532 nucleotides. The record is from RefSeq and is a predicted model, not a curated record. NCBI's taxonomy places the organism in Eukaryota, Viridiplantae, Streptophyta, Magnoliopsida, Poales, Poaceae.
GGCGACUCCUCGCCUAUGCCACGUCCAAAGAUUUACCGUCGCUGGUGAAAGGAAAAAUAUAUUAAUCAGCGCAGGAAAUUUCGAGGCAACUUCCUCCAGUAUCGAGCGCAGCGCACGCAACCCACCUCUCUCGUUGUCCCCGCACACGCAACCUCUCGCACCGCACGCCAACGCAGCCGCCGCCUCUUCUCUUCCAUCGUCGUCGUCGCCUCGUCGGAUCUGGGGAGAAAGAGAGUGCGAGUCUCCUACCUCCGCCGCGUCCGCGUCCGCGUCCGCAUCACUCUUCCGCGCCCCGGCGCCGCCGCGUCCGCCACUUCUCCUCGCCUUGUCGUCCCCGUUCCUCUCUCAUAGCCGAGCUCCAGCCCUCCACCAUCCCCUCCUCCUUGACCGCCUCUCCCCUCGUCUGAAGGAGCACGGGGCUGGCAGCUGCGCCUGAGCCGCCACAAGGCCGUCAGGUAGAGAAGAUCCCGUGCCCACGGGCCGUUCCCGCCGCUGUCCGACGUCUCGGAGUUGCCAGAGUCGCCGUCGGCAUAUGAAGACGAGUCGGCGGGGAGAUGCUGGUGUUGGGAUUCGGGAGGGUCCAAUCUGCAGCAAAUCCUUGGGAGAUAUGACGGUGUAUUUUGGAAUGCUCGACGGCUUGCUGGCUGCAGAAGAGCUUCCUGAGGUGUAUUUUGGAAUAUACCGGAACCGAUGCCAGGAUAUACUCUGUAACGACUGCGGAAAAAAGGGCUUUCUUGGUUCCACUGGCUGUAUCACAAAUGCGCCGCCUGUGGCUCGUACUACACCAGAGUUAUCAAGACCGAGGCACCAGAUUGUUCCAUGUCGAAUUAACAGGUCCGCCGACGAGGAUGUGGAUGAGGACGAGGUCGAGCCCCUUCCCGGCGCGAUCUCCUUUUGGAGGCUAUUCAACUUCGCCGACGGCCUCGACUAGGCACUCAUGGCCGCUGGCACAGUUGCCGCCGCCGCCCACGAUGCAGCAUUCGUAGUCUACAUGCACUAAUGGUCCUUGAAUUUUCUCGACGGUGAGCGGAUUUAGUCUGCUCUCCACGGUCGUAGCGACGAGCCCCUCAACCAAUUUAAGCAGGUAAACCGUUGCUUCACAUGCUCGUCUCUUAAUUGCACGCUUGACAGGGCCUGCAACGUGAUAUUUAUUGCCUGACCCCCGAAGGUAAAUUCAACAACAAAUGUGUUUAGGAUCCACUUUAUUUCUGCAAGUUGAAGAAGUAAAGAUAUGCAUGCUGUGUUCUACCCUAUGGCCCACCAGGAACCGGCAAGACAGUAUUAGCAAGGGCUCUCGCCAGUAACAUCGAUGCUAACUUUUGGAGGUGUUGUUUUUACUUGAUUGAUGGUACUUGGUAUUUUCAUUAUGCGAGUAUUACAUUACACUGACGUAUUGUCUAAAACCAGAUUCUGUCAAGUGCUAUAAUUGACAAAUAUAUUGGAGAAAGUGCUCGUUUAAUCAGAUAAAUGUUCAGCUAUGCACGCGAUCACCACAUAAGUUUUGCUCCGGCUUUCUUUUUGCAAAGUUAAUUGGUCUUAAGCUUAAUUCCCUUAUUAUCUGUAAGACACACAUGGUGGCAGAUGGUUAUGCAUCUACUGUUGCUGAGAUGCAAGCUAUGACUUGAUAGUUCCCUUGACUGAGAUGUUGUGCCAUCUAAAUAUAUUCCGGUCCAACACUAUAAAAUUUUAAACUUCAGAUCUCAGUAUCAGUUUUGCCCAACAAGAAGAAAUCAAACUGAUCUGAAUAUAAGUACAAAUGCAUUUCUUAGAUCUUUAAACUUAUAUCACCAUUUAGUUUAUUUAUGCUGCCCACAAAUUUUGUUUCAUCUUCUUCAAAUUAUUAUUUCUAGCCAUGCAUUAUCUUCAUGGAUUAAAUCGAUGCAAUUGGUAGGACAUGAUUUAGUGAGGAACCAGUAACGACCGUGAGAUCCAGCGCACGGUGAUGGAGCUUCUUAAUCAGUUAGAUGGAUUUCAUGAGCUUGGCAAGAUGUUCUGAGAUCUGGAUGAGAUUCAUAUUGUCUGACAUAGCUCAGUUUGUGAUGAAGCCAACGAACAUAUUAGGAAAUAUUUUUCAACGAUGAAACCAGUUGGUGCUCUCUCUCUCUCUCUUUCUCCCCCCUAGAAAUGACCUACUUCUCUUCUUUAAUCAGUCUAAUAACUGUUUUCCCAUGGCUGUUGAACAGAUGUCAAGGUUUAUUUUUUUGCUGAUAUGUGCAAUCUUAUGGAUAUGUUUAUUUGGCAUAAUCUUCUAUCCUCAUUUGAAGCACCUUGGAGUUAUUUGGUGAUUGUGCUGCUCUGUUGGAUGAUCACACGCUGGUAUUAUUUUCUACUAGGUCUAUGAGUGGAAAGCAGUUGAUCUCGAACUGUUUGGUCCCUUGUUCAUUUUACUUGCCUUUCCUGCCUUUUUGGCCAAGUUAGGUGUUUGAAGCCCCUUUUGCGUAUGAAUCUUGCCUGGUGCGACUAGAAACUGCAUUCUCAAAUAUUCAACAAACUGUUGAAGUUAUCUGUUACAAGAUUCACCCAUUUUGUAGUAUUCAUGCCCUUAAGAUCUAAAAUAGCUCGAUCAUCUCCUUGUGAUGUCUUCUAUGUUGUUUGUUAUUACUUGUUAUUGUAUUAAAGCAAAUUUGUCAUUCUCAGCCAAGAUUGUCAACAAGUGUGCAUUAGCAAGCUGAGAUUUCAGUUUCACUUCCUCUUAGAAACUGUGAUAUCUUUCUGUUAUUUUCAGAUCUGCUUGCUCUGCAUGGAGCGAGAGCAUAGUCUGAAGAACUUCUCUGAUGAAGGUGAUGGGCUUCAAAAAAUUCUGCUAUAACUGUGGUGAAUCUGCCGUUUGAAAUUACAGGGCCAUGGACUCCAAUUUGCAGUGACGAAGUUUAUAUCAUGUUUGUGCUCAGUCUGUUAUUUCCCUUUAUCAAACACAUGGAUCUACAGCACACUAAUGGCAAGUUUGGAUUCACGGCGUUUGCGGCAUCCGCACUUUAACUUCUUGCUGGAUUUGGUGGGCAACGAUGUCAUUUGAUGUAGAACUGAGCUUGAACGCCGAUGCUGCCUCUGCCUGCUCAAGACACUGGCAAAGUCGCGUGGCCAAAGGCAGUCCCAACAGGUGGCUGCACUACGACAAGCGGGAAUGGCGAUGACCGCUACAUCUUCCGCGGCUACCGUGAGAGGUUGUGGGCUGCGUCGAGGGCUCUACUGCGAUGGCGAUCUGAUGAUGAAGCAGAUGAGGAGCUGCUCGAGCAGGCGAUGAUGAAGGCGAGCAUCGGCACGAUGGGGUUGGCGGAGCGUGCAGAUGAAGCUGCAGCGGCAAGUCUCGUGGCUGAAAUACAACGACAUAGAGUGGAGCAUCUGGUAGAUACAUCCUCUUUAGAUUGCUUGUUUAUUUGCUGAGUUUGAUUCACUUUUGGACAACCAUCGCAUGUAAUGCAUCUUCUAACCAGGUAUAUAACCUGCUGCCACCCCCUAAGAUUAAUAUACUUCCACCUCUAAUGGAUUUUGCCUGUAUUACUGUCAUUAAUUCAAGUAUGUGUCCACUGUA